Molecule: messenger RNA, 4782 nt
Organism: Xyrichtys novacula (pearly razorfish)
Lineage: Eukaryota; Metazoa; Chordata; Actinopteri; Labriformes; Labridae
Source: the annotation of a GenBank genome assembly
AUGGUCAAAGUUGGUAUCAAUGGGUAAGAGCACUUUUUUUAUCCUCUAACCUUUUAGAAAUCACCUGUUCUCUGUGAUCUAUCACGCACUGAGCUCCAAACUUUUCCAGUGAAGCCAGUCUCUGCACUGCACAGCUACUUUAAAAACUUUAAAAAUGAGUGUUUAAAGUUGUUAAACAUGAAAGACAAAGUGUGCACAUCAUUUAAAACAAUUUGUGUAAAAAAAAAAGUGACUGAAGUUUGAGCAGUUUUAACCUUGCUAUCUGCCUAGCUGCACAUCUGCGGUCUCUAAUGCAGCUCCACUUUGCCACAGCUAAGAAGGAAAUGUGUUUUGCAAUGGAGGACGUGCACACAUACACACACCAGUGACGCAGGAGUUGUCUCCCAGCUGUCCCCAUGUUUUUCCUGAUCUUUGAACUUUGCCCCUCAGCAGAUAACAAUGUUGGCAGUGGCUCCAACAUGGGGGUCAUUCAGCAGAUUGUUUUUCUCUUCGAAGAGGACCUGCGUAACUGAAAUGUGUCUGGGCACACAAUUGUCCACCUCUCUUUCUCCUCUACUCGGUGUCUGAGGACAGAGUGUAUCUGAGUCAGGAUUUUGGACCCCUCCAGGUUAAAAAGUAACUCAGUAGCUGAUCAAACAGUGUCCUGCCGUCACAAGGAUUACCACAUUUGAGGUUAAUUUCGACUUUAACCCCAAAAGGGGAGUGUAGGAGUGACACAUCCCUCCCUCUGCCCCUCCUCCUGACCUUUGCCCUUUCCUGGGGGAGUGGUUCCAGGUCUCUUGGAGAAUUGUGUGCCAUAUUUAGAAAAAGACAAAGCCUGUAAUCCCAUUUUAUGACUGAUUUUCAGGCUGAUCAUUUUAUCCACUGACUGUGGUCAGACAAAGAUGGUAUCACUACGCCAUCUAGAGGCCAUACUGAGAAACAGCAUUGUCCCUUUUUCAGAUUCGGCCGUAUCGGUCGCCUGGUGACCCGUGCUGCUUUCGCCUCUAAGAAGGUGGAGAUCGUGGCCAUCAAUGAUCCUUUCAUCGACCUGGAGUACAUGGUGAGUUUGAGAUGGUGAAUUAAAAUGUGAAUUUAAGGAAAUCAGCACAUGCAACAAGAAUUGAUUAGAUUUACUUUGGUUGAAGAAGAAUCACAAUCUUAAUGAUAUUAUAUUCUACAUGUUAGAUUGGCAGAAUCAUCUUGAAUCACUUAUUUCAGAUCUGUUGUAAUCUACUUUUGUCAGCAGAUAUGUUUCACACUUCACAUUUCAUCUUUUUAGGUCUACAUGUUCAAGUAUGACUCCACUCAUGGCCGUUUCAAGGGUGAGGUCAAGGUUGAGGGUGACAAGCUGGUGAUUGAUGGACAAAAAAUCACCGUUUUCCAUGAGUAUGUUUACUUCACUUCAAUUACAAUUUCACAAUCUUCAAAAAGAACGAAUGAGCGUUGAGUUCAGCUCUAACUUUGAAUUCUCCAUCUUCUUUUAAAUUUCAGGAGGGACCCCGCCAACAUCAAAUGGGGCGAUGCUGGUGCCCAGUAUGUUGUUGAGUCCACUGGUGUGUUCACCACCAUCGAGAAGGCCUCUGUAUGUACUCCAUCCUAUGCCACAUUUUUUUAUACAUAUUUUUAAUCAAGUUUAAUUGCCUAAAAGAAGACAGAUUGAUCACAUUACCAAAACACAUUUUUAGGCUCACCUGAAGGGUGGUGCCAAGAGAGUGGUCAUCUCUGCACCCAGCGCUGAUGCUCCCAUGUUCGUCAUGGGUGUCAACCAUGAGAAGUAUGACAACUCACUCAAAGUCGUCAGGUAAGAAUCGAGGAAGCUGUUUGUCAUGAGCUGUUUGCAUAUUUAAUUUAAGAUUCAGGCUACUGUAAACAGAGAUUCCCACGUUGUCUCAGAUAAAGGUGCAACAGGGUGGUGACUAUUCUAACAGGGGGGGUAAAUGUAAACCAACCAAAUAAAGUCACCACACUGACUCCACACAUGCUCUGUUGGAUUCUCAUGCUGUCUGCUUAAAAGCUGUGGGAUCACUUAACCCAGAUAGGACUUUUAAACAAAAAAAUAAUAAUAAAAAGUGGUUGAGGGGUAAAAUUGAAAAAAUUGAUCUUUCCAGUCAGGUCAGGACAGGACCAGUUGUUGCAGUUUUACAAUUGAUAAUAUUUAGUUCUAAGUAUUUGUACUGGGAUUUUAAUUAGUUAUAUAAUUACCACACAAUGAAACAAAAUUUGUUGCUUCUUAAUUUUUUUCAAAUAUUCUGAGUAGUGCUUUUAUAUGAUCUUAUUCAGUUGAUUUUAUUCAGUCAUUAUAUAGCAUUUUGCUCCAUUUCAUCUAACUUUUGUUCAGAGACUGUUUUUGACUCAACUGCUGUUGUUAAAAAUUAAGUUUUGUCUUAACUCAGUUCCUUAAAGUCUGGUCUCCACUGGGACAUUUUCCAUGUAUUGAGCAAAAAUUGAUGUACUGUUGCUUGGAAGUCAAUCAAAGCCUGACUGCUGAUACAAUUUUAGCCGAAUAAAAAAAAUAAUAAAACUUUAGUGACAGAAGAUACAAGAUUCUUGGUGUAUUCACCUUUGGUCCCUCCUGUUUAACUCAAGAGGGCAAAAUCUUGCAUAACACUUGUAAAACUAUCUGUGGAUGAUUAUAACAUUUUGUCCCAUGGAAGCCAUCAUCACAUGUGAUCAAUUUCUGAUCCUGACAAAGUUUACAACCAGUGACUUUCUUUUUUCAGGGUUGUUAUUUUUGGCAAAAGUCCUACAAAUCUUAAUGGAAAAACUCAAAGACAUGACUUUUCUCAUUAUUUAGAAAUUAAAGCACUGUUCAGUUAACUGGAGCUUUUAUUUUGUCUCCCUAGCAACGCUUCCUGCACAACCAACUGCCUGGCUCCCCUGGCCAAGGUCAUCAAUGACAACUUCACCAUCAUUGAGGGGCUGAUGGUGAGGAUUAAAAUAAUUCUCUGGGAAACAAUUCGGCAAAGCGAUGUUAAGCAUGGCCCAUAACCAGAUUAACAGAACAGCCCAAAACACUAACAUGACAUUGCAGAUUUAGUUUGUGUUCAGCUUUAUUUAAUCAUCCCCUCUUUUUUUCAGAGCACUGUUCAUGCUAUCACAGCCACCCAGAAGACUGUUGAUGGUCCCUCAGGCAAACUGUGGAGGGACGGCCGUGGUGCCAGCCAGAACAUCAUCCCCGCCUCUACUGGUGCUGCCAAAGCUGUUGGCAAGGUCAUCCCUGAGCUUAAUGGGUAAGUGACAAAAACACUUUGCUUUAUUAUAGUUAAAGUUGAUGCCCUUACUUAACCUAAACGUGUCACUAUUUCACAGCAAACUGACCGGCAUGGCCUUCCGUGUACCCACCCCCAACGUCUCAGUGGUUGACCUGACAGUCCGUCUGGAGAAACCAGUGAGUGAACACAAACUAAAACUGUGGUAACACUUUAAAAUAACAAUAACUUAUAAAGGCUAAAUAGACAAUUUAUAAAUGGUAAGCAGAUAGUUUAUUUGUUUAAUCAUCAUUUAUUAAUAGCAUGUAGACCAUUAAUUAAUUAUAAACUUUACAAUUUUAAAAACCUAAACCUAACUUUACAAUAACUAUCUAAGUGAUGUUUAUAGAUGGUUUAAAAACCACUUAUUAAUCAUUUACAAAGUCCUUCUAACACACAUUUUAAUCUAAAUGUUUUACAACCAAUAAUUAAACCCUAUAUAAACCUUUUAAUAAACAGUCCAUUAAUAAUUAAUGAAAAUUAUUAAUCAUAAUUUCAUUGCUUGGUAAUGGUAAAGAAACUCUUAUCUUACAUUAAUAAACUAUGUAUUUACUAUUUAUAAAUUAUAUUUAUUGUUAAGUGUUACCAAAACUGUUUGAGAUCUGAUAUGAAUGAUAAUAUUGAACAUUUUCAUAUAUUUUUGAUGUCCAAAAAGACUAAACAAGAUGAGCUGUGAUCACUUUUGUUUGUUUUGUUGAAUUGAGUCACCCUCAACAUACAUGGUCGUUAUACAUACUAACAACACCAUCGCCUCUUUUGACACAUAUAUUCCUGCGUAAUACACAAACCAAGAAUAGCUCCACUCCUUUCAAACACACAUGCAUCAUAUCCAGAUUACAGUGUAUUCACCUUUGCUGCCUCUGUACUCCUCCUCUUUAAUAUAUUCAGAUCGACUGUUACAAGUGCUCUUGAUCAGUCAUGUCUCCAGGUUACUUAACCCGUUUUGUCCCACUCACACGUUCUUGAUCAAUUUUCAAAGAUUUUCACGUUCAGUCAGAAUCAAUUAGCUCAAUUUUUUUCACAAUCAGGUCAUCCAGAUACUGAGACUAAUUAUAGAUAGUUGACCUUUUUUUAGAUUCAUGUUUAAUAAUAAUGUGCGUCAUUUUGUCUCUUUUCGACAGGCCAAAUACGAUGACAUCAAGAAGGUUGUAAAGGCUGCAGCUGAUGGACCCAUGAAGGGUGUCCUGGCAUACACAGAGCACCAGGUAUGUGCGUUAUGUGUCCUCCAGUGUUUAAUCUAUGAAACUGUUUAUUGAAUGUUCUUGUUUAACCGUCCUCUUUUCCAUCCUGCAGGUCGUCUCCACAGACUUUAACGGUGAUACUCACUCCUCCAUCUUUGAUGCUGGUGCUGGCAUCGCUCUCAACGACCACUUUGUCAAGCUUGUUUCAUGGUAAACCUUCUGGAUGAGAGGCUGUGAUAUCCUUUUUUUUUUUUCCUUUCCACUGAAAUAAACUGUCUUAUUUUCGUUAUUUCCAAACCAGGUACGACAACGAGUUUGGCUACAGCACCCGUGUGUGCGACCUUAUGGCCCACAUGGCCGCCAAGGAGUAA